Molecule: messenger RNA, 3534 nt
Organism: Felis catus (domestic cat)
Lineage: Eukaryota; Metazoa; Chordata; Mammalia; Carnivora; Felidae
Gene: ANXA7
Product: annexin A7
Exons: 14
Coding region: 134-1603 (489 amino acids)
Cellular component (GO): cytoplasm
Molecular function (GO): calcium-dependent phospholipid binding; calcium ion binding
Source: RefSeq, a predicted model, not a curated record
GGCGUUCCCGGCCGCCGCAGCUCCCCUAACGGGCUGGGGCGGUGGCCGCUGCGCUCCGCCUUCCUGGCCCCGCCCCCGGCUCCAUCUUGCUGGCGACCAGUGUUGGGCUGUAACGCUGCUCCCCGGGGUCAGAAUGUCAUACCCAGGCUAUCCCCCAACAGGCUACCCACCUUUCCCUGGAUAUCCUCCUGCAGGUCAGGAGUCAACUUUUCCCCCUCCGGGUCAGUAUCCUUAUCCUACUGGCUUUCCUCCAGUGGGAGGAGGUGCCUACCCACCAGCCCCGAGUAGUGGCUACCCAGGAGCUGGAGGCUACCCUGCCACUGCAGGCUAUCCAACCCCUGGAGGCUAUCCUGGUGCCCCACCACCAGGGGGAGCUCCAUCCUAUCCUGGAGUUCCUCCAGGCCAAGGGUUUGGAGCCCCCCCACCAGGUGGAGCAGGCUUUUCCAGCUAUCCACAGCCACCCUCACAGUCUUACGGUGGUGGUCUACCACAGGUCCCACUACCUGGUGGCUUUCCUGGAGGACAGAUGCCUUCUCAAUAUCCUGGAGGACAAGGUCCUUACCCAAGUCAGAUCAAUACAGAAUCUUUUCCUUCCUAUCCUGUUUUCUCUCCUGUUUCUUUGGAUUAUAACACUGAACCUGCCGCAAUGACUCAGGGAGCUCAAGGAACAAUCCGACCAGCUGCCAACUUUGAUGCCAUGAGAGAUGCAGAAAUUCUUCGGAAAGCGAUGAAGGGUUUUGGGACAGACGAGCAGGCAAUUGUGAAUAUUGUGGCCAACCGUUCCAAUGACCAGAGGCAAAAAAUUAAAGCAGCUUUUAAGACCAUGUAUGGCAAGGAUUUAAUCAAAGACCUCAAAUCAGAGUUAAGUGGAAAUAUGGAAGAACUGAUCCUUGCCCUAUUCAUGCCACCUACAUAUUAUGAUGCCUGGAGUUUACGGAAUGCAAUGAAGGGAGCAGGAACUCAGGAACGUGUAUUGAUUGAAAUUUUGUGCACAAGAACAAAUCAGGAAAUCCGAGAAAUUGUCAGAUGUUAUCAAUCAGAAUUUGGACGAGACCUUGAAAAGGACAUUAGAUCAGAUACAUCAGGACAUUUUGAACGUUUACUUGUAUCCAUGUGCCAAGGAAAUCGUGAUGAGAAUCAGAAUGUUAACCACCAGCUGGCUCAGGAAGAUGCUCAGCGUCUCUAUCAAGCUGGUGAGGGGAGACUAGGGACAGAUGAAUCUUGCUUUAACAUGAUUCUUGCCACAAGAAGCUUUCCUCAGCUGAAAGCUACCAUGGAGGCUUAUUCCAGGGUGGCUAAUCGAGAUUUACUAAGUAGUGUUGCCCGUGAAUUUUCCGGAAAUGUUGAAAGUGGUUUGAAGACCAUCUUGCAGUGUGCCCUGAACCGCCCUGCCUUCUUUGCUGAGAGGCUCUACUAUUCUAUGAAAGGUGCCGGCACAGAUGACUCCACCCUGGUCAGGAUUGUGGUCACUCGAAGUGAGAUUGAUCUUGUACAAAUAAAACAGAUGUUCAAACAGAUGUAUCAGAAGACCCUGAGCACAAUGAUUGUAAGUGACACAAGUGGAGAUUACCGAAGGCUUCUGCUGGCCAUUGUGGGCCAGUAGGAGGGAUUUUUAAAUAAACGAAGCUCUUCACAGCAUAUCCUUCAAAGCAGUGACUGACCUGCAUGCAGCAAUAUCAACCAUCACCAAACCAAAAGAGCUUUUUACUAAGCAUUGUGUCAGGGUAUUGUGCUUGGUUUGCACAUGUGGUUAUUGCCUUAAUUCCAAUGUUAUUUUUUUCUCUAUAUACAAUCAACGUGAAGCCAUAUCACGAUGAUGUAGUAUUGACGCGAUAUUUGUAAGGCAUAAUUCUCACUGUUCUUACUCUAAUCAGGGUCCCAAAUUGAAUAAAAAUCACAGCAAUCUCUAAUUCUGUGUAAUAAUGAUGAAUAAAAAAAAAAGUUGCUGAAACUCUGCCUUCCAAAGCCCCAUAGGUCCAUUGGACAGUUAUAGUUGGUAGUAUAUCAAAACUAUAUUUUUAAAAAAUUCAGCUCUUUUGACAUAGAGUAAUUUGCAUCUUAUUUUACAUAAAUUGGUAUUUUAUAUUUAUAAACACUAAACUUUCCACAUAGUGAAUAGAUGAGUAUUGCCUGUAACAACUUUUUAAAAAGGGAUUAUAUGUUUAUGUGCAUAAAAUAUAUAGCCUACUUUUUUUUGUCUACUAAAAUUCUCUAAAGAUCCUUUGGCCCUUGGCUUUAAAAAAAAAAUUAUGAAAUAGCUUCUUGGCCUUUUGGCUAAGAUCAAGUGUAAAAAAAAAAAAUUAUGACUUUAAGAAUUAGUUGUAAUUUAAUCAUGAUUCAAGAAAGUGAAGCUUCACAUGUAGGAGGUGUUCAGUUAAUGAGUGAAUGAAGCUUAAAGCAUCACUGGGAAAAUUGAGUGCUAGCUCUUUGGAGAAGUGUUCAGGAGCUCAGUUAGUGGUAUAGGAGGAUGAUUGCAACACCCAUUGGUUUACCCCCAGUACUGAGCAAUUACUUAUUGAGUAUAUUGAGCAUUAUAAUGGGUAGCCAGGAGAAAUAUGAAGGAAGGAAAUUUAUAAUAUACUAGGGGUUCUAAAUAAAAAGACACCAAAAAAAAAGUGGUAAAUGUUAGAUUAUAAAUUCUGCUGAGAGGAGAACCGUAGUUCUUUGUGUGAAGCUCCCUGGCACAAAGCAGAAAUUUAAUAGAUUUUACGAAUGAUUGUACUAAGAACUGAGGAGAAGAAUAGUAAAUAUGAAUUAUAAUUCAAUGAACAGUUUUGUGUAAAUACCAAGGGGCAUAUAAGUUGGCAUAAGAUACAACCUUACUCUUAGAUAGACCUAUGUACGAUUGUAGCAUAAGGUAAGAUACAUGGGUAGAAGGAUAAUGGGUUAAGAUGGAUGUUAAUUACUUUUUUAAAAAAAAGUAUCAUUGAGGGUUGCCUGGGUGGCUCAGUUGGUUAAACGUCCGACUCUUGAUUUCGACUCAGGCCAUGAUCUCACGGUUUGUGGGAUCAAGCCCUACAUGGAGCUCUGUGCUGAUAGUGAGGGCCUGCUUGGGAUUCUCUCUCACCACCUCUCCCCUACUUGCACUAUCUCCCUCUCAAAAAUAUAUAAACAUAUAUUUUAAAAGUAUCACUGAAAAAGUUCAGUUUGGAUGUAGGUUUUAAAAAAGUAACAGUGAUGAGAUUUGGUAAAGAUGAGAAAUGGGGGUAAGGUAUUAAGGAAAGAAAAGAUAUGAUCAAUAAAAUAAAUUUUUUAAACCUUUUGAAAAUUAGAUAUAAUUCAUAUACCAUUCACCUUUUUGAAGUGUACAACUCGGUGGUUUUUAGCAUAUUCACAAAUCUGUGCAAUCAUCACCAUAAUCAAUUUUGAACAUUCUUAUCACCCAAAAAGAAACUUUGUACCUAUCAGUAGUCACUCCUCAUUCCCCCUCCUCCUGUCCAGCCCGUGGCAAUCACUAAUCUACUUUGUCUUUCUAUGGACUUGCCAAUUUUGGACUUUUCAUAUGAAUGGAAUCAUUAAAUAUGUGACCCUUUG